Messenger RNA from Tripterygium wilfordii, 1032 nucleotides. Its product is annotated as RHOMBOID-like protein 1. The transcript is spliced from 6 exons. Gene Ontology annotation, molecular function: serine-type endopeptidase activity. Bases 91 to 1032 code for a protein of 313 amino acids. Gene Ontology annotation, biological process: proteolysis. Gene Ontology annotation, cellular component: membrane. The record is from RefSeq and is a predicted model, not a curated record. Lineage: Eukaryota; Viridiplantae; Streptophyta; Magnoliopsida; Celastrales; Celastraceae.
GUAAAUAAACAAGUCAUCCAUUUCAAGAAAUGGUUUCCCUGGUUAAUCCCAGCAUUCGUGAUUGCAAACGUCGUCGUCUUUAUCGUCACCAUGUACAUCAAUGACUGUCAUAAGCGUUGUCUUGGUCGGUUCCUUGGGAGGUUUUCUUUUCAAAACUUUGAGGACAACCCUCUUCUUGGUCCUUCAUCUGUAACGCUACAGAAGAUGGGGGCUUUGGAUAAGAGAAAAGUGGUUGACGAUCACCAAGGAUGGAGACUCAUCACUUCAAUGUGGUUACAUGGAGGGGUGUUCCAUUUGUUGGUCAAUAUGGUGGGUCUUUUGGUUAUUGGGAUCCGACUUGAGCUGGAAUUUGGGUUUGUACGAAUAGGCAUGUUGUACUUGAUCUCUGGAUUCGGUGGGGCGAUUCUAUCAUCUCUUUUCCUUCAAAUAAGCAUCUCUGUUGGUGCUUCUGGUGCAGUUUUUGGGUUACUUGGAGCAAUGCUUUCUGAGCUCAUCAUUAAUUGGACAAUAUAUGAUAAUGAGCUUGCAUGGUUCAUCACUUUUGUGGGAAUCAUCAUCGUCAAUUUGGCAUUGGGGGUACUCCCACAUGUAGACAACUUUGAUCAUAUUGGAGGAUUCAUUACUGGGUUUCUUCUUGGGUUUGUGUUCUUGAUCCGGCCACAGUUCAAAUGGAUUACACAAAGACAUGCUCCUGCUGAAUAUUCUUCUGCCCAUGCUAGACCAAAGUAUAAGACGUAUCAGUGUAUAUUAUGGGUUGUUUCUCUAAUCCUUUUAGUAGUUGGUAUUGUCAUUGGCAUGGUUUCUCUUCUCCGGGGAUUUGAUGCAAACAAGUAUUGCUAUUGGUGCCAUUAUUUAACUUGUGUUCCUACGCCAAGCUGGAAGUGCGGCAAUCUGCAUAUCUUCUGCAGCUUCAAUCAGAAUCAUGAUCAACUGAAUAUAACAUGCUCGUCCAAUGGGAAAUCCGCCAUCUAUUUAUUACCUGAUGCAACAAUCCUUCAGCUCGAUAGAUUGUGUAGUGUUGUUUGCGAUUGA